Messenger RNA from Penicillium lagena, 525 nucleotides. RefSeq lists its product as uncharacterized. Lineage: Eukaryota; Fungi; Ascomycota; Eurotiomycetes; Eurotiales; Aspergillaceae. The transcript has a single exon. The record is from RefSeq and is a predicted model, not a curated record. Bases 1 to 525 code for a protein of 174 amino acids.
AUGGGAGUGUUUAGUAUCCACCAACCACCCUCUAUGGAUCAUGGAGUCGCUCAGUUUGCGCCACAAACGAACCUUUUGGCCGUCGAUGGAUCCGCGCGGGCUCUACAAAGCGACACGAAGAAAUUCAAGCUGAGUUUACCAUUCGUAAAUUCGGUGGAUAGGACUCUUAUCUUGCCCGAAAUCGGGGUCUUUAAGAGAGGUGGACCUAAGUUGAAGCGAUUGGGCCAAGUCAUUCAUCGCAAUUCACGCCGACUGUCCCGGUCGCUUCUUUGUUCGCACCUGUCGCUGUUACGGUCGGCGCUCGACGAACGGACACACUCGCUGGACACCCUAAUGGAAACGACACUUUUCAAGAAGGGUCUCACUGCAACAAACACCAUCCCCAGCCAAGUAUAUCUAGUUGGAUCCUUUCUAGUCAAGUGCUUUGUCAGAAAAUUAAAUGAAGAGGCAACUGAUGGGAAUCCGGUAGAUCUUUUGAAAUUGGCCGCUCUGGUAGUGGACCAAUGCACUACCCUGAAAGCGUGA